Brassica napus (rape) is the source of this 1143-nucleotide messenger RNA. RefSeq names its product septum-promoting GTP-binding protein 1-like. The record is from RefSeq and is a predicted model, not a curated record. The transcript is spliced from 5 exons. Lineage: Eukaryota; Viridiplantae; Streptophyta; Magnoliopsida; Brassicales; Brassicaceae. Bases 239 to 1075 code for a protein of 278 amino acids. Gene Ontology annotation, molecular function: GTP binding; GTPase activity.
GGGAAAAAAUGAGGAAACACAUAAACCUAAAGAAGCUUUCACGUAUAUUCCUUUUCUCUCGCUCCCCUUUCCCUUUUUCAUGGCCAAAAUGGAACCCAUCAGCUUCUCUCUGGCCAUCAUCACAUCUUCUUGAACCUGCAUCCUACUUUCUAUAUCCUCUCAAUUCUGCAUCUUCUUCUUUGAUUCUUGAAAACAUUCUCCAUUCUUAUAAUCAAUCUAGAGAGAGAGAGAUAGCAAAAUGGGUCAGUCCUGUCUUAGAAUCGUUCGAAUCAACAAUCUCAGGAACAGAGUGAACCGUCGGAUUUUGAUUCUCCGUCGAUUCACGCGACUUCUCUGGAGCAGAAUAGUCGCUUUCUCUUCCAAAAGAUCAGGGAGAUAUUCAUUGUUGUCACGCGCCACCACUCCGUCUCCGCCUGUCUCUCGUCCUCAGCCUCCUCCCAUCCCCGUCAUACGCCGUACAUCGGUGCACGAACACGAUAACAGCCACCGGAGAUCAGAUUCGGAUCUGGUUUCUCUUAAGAUCAGCCUCUUAGGAGAUCCCCAGAUCGGAAAAACUUGCUUCCUGGCCAAAUAUGUUGGGGAAGAGAAAGAAGUUGAGAUGAGAGAGUUGGAGAAAGGGAUCAGUUGUACGGACAAGAUGUUAUCCAUGGGAGGUGCUCGCAUUUCCUACAGCAUCUGGGAACUAGAAGGAGCUGAGAGAUCACGGGAUCAAAUCCCCAUGGCUUGCAAGGACUCUGUAGCCAUUCUCUUCAUGUUCGAUCUCACCAGUCGUUGCACUCUUAACAGUGUGAUUAGCUGGUAUCAACAAGCUAGAAAGUAUAAUCAGACGGCAAUCCCAGUAAUGGUAGGAACCAAGUUUGAUGAGUUUAUUCAGCUUCCUAUUGAUCUUCAAUGGACUAUUGCUAGCCAGGCGAGAACCUAUGCGAAGGCGCUAAACGCGACGCUCUUCUUCUCGAGUGCUUCAUACAACAUAAACGUAAAUAAGAUUUUCAAGUUUGUCACGGCCAAGCUCUUCGACUUGCCAUGGACGGUUGAGAGGAAUCUCACCAUCGGAGAACCACUCAUCGACUUCUAGCAUCUUCCACAAGUAUUUGUAAAUAUAUAUAAAUAUAAAAGAAAAAAAUCCGAUUUAUUUUUCAUUCA